Molecule: messenger RNA, 1008 nt
Organism: Bufo gargarizans (Asiatic toad)
Lineage: Eukaryota; Metazoa; Chordata; Amphibia; Anura; Bufonidae
Product: olfactory receptor 11L1-like
Exons: 1
Coding region: 1-1008 (335 amino acids)
Biological process (GO): G protein-coupled receptor signaling pathway
Cellular component (GO): membrane
Molecular function (GO): G protein-coupled receptor activity; olfactory receptor activity
Source: RefSeq, a predicted model, not a curated record
AUGCAACAUUACAAUUUUAGUAAAGUAACUGAGAUUUUUCUCUUGGGAUUUCAGAACAUACAAAGUUUUAAUCUUUGUUUCUUUAUUUUGCUUCUGAUAAUCUUCUGUGUGAGUGUAUGUGGAAACCUCCUCAUCAUUCUGGUGGUGUCCUCCAGCAGAUCUCUCCACUCUCCUAUGUACUUCUUCCUCACACAGCUCUCCUUCACAGAUAUUAUGCUUUCCACCACCAUCGUACCUAACACACUCCACAUUGUGCUGUAUGAAGGGAGUCCUGUGUCUUUUAUUGCUUGUUUGACACAAUAUUACUUUUUUUCAGCUAGUGAGGCCUUAGAAUGUCUUGUCCUGACCGUGAUGUCCUAUGACCGGUAUCAGGCCAUCUGUAACCCUCUACAUUACACCUUGGUCAUGGACCUCACAUUUUGUGUAAGAACCAUUUCAUUGUGUUGGCUGGUGAUUUUAGCUACAAUGUUAAUGAUUUAUUUUACAGUUAGUCGUUUGGAUUUUUGUGGGCCAAAUAUCAUUGACCAUUUCUUCUGUGACUUGGAACCUUUACUGGAGCUUUCCUGUUCAGACACUUUUGCAAUGAAAUUGGAGACUUUGUUUCUGGUUAUUUUCCUUGCUAUUUGUCCUGUUAUAGUAAUAAUAGUUUCCUAUGUGUACAUUAUCUUCACCAUACUGAAGAUCCCCUCUGUGACCGGGAGGCAGAAGACCUUCUCCACCUGUAGUGCCCAUCUCAGUGUGGUGUCUCUAUAUUAUGGAUCCCUUAUUACCACCUAUGUAUUUCCACGCAAGCAAAAUGCAAAGACAUUUCUGUCCCUCUUCUACACUGUAGUAACCCCGCUGCUCAACCCUAUGAUUUACAGUUUGAGUAAUACCGAUAUUAAGCAGGCACUUAAAAAACACUGGAGUAACCUUUCUUCUAUGUGUCAUAUGAAUUGGCUUCCUUGUCUUUCUGCUUUACCACUUAUUAAAAUAACCUAUCCUCCCCAUUUUACUUCAGCCAGUUAG